Sardina pilchardus (European sardine) is the source of this 4900-nucleotide messenger RNA. It is a transcript of the gene brd2b, whose product is annotated as bromodomain containing 2b. The transcript has 12 exons. Gene Ontology annotation, cellular component: nucleus; chromatin. Gene Ontology annotation, biological process: regulation of DNA-templated transcription; chromatin remodeling. The record is from RefSeq and is a predicted model, not a curated record. The coding region runs from base 86 to 2719 and encodes 877 amino acids. NCBI's taxonomy places the organism in Eukaryota, Metazoa, Chordata, Actinopteri, Clupeiformes, Clupeidae.
GUUACACCGCCAAGGGAUGACUCGAAUCCGAGCGGUGGAACAAUUCUGAGUAAUUGGGCUACGUUUAAAAUCCAGAUCCAUCCUGAUGGAUGCGGCUAUUAAUUCGCCUCUUGACAGUGGCUCUCUGGGAGUGGGCCUGUCGCUCGUCGGCGGGAUGGACCCCGGCAUGAUGAACGCCGGCGCGGGGAAGCGCAUACGCAAGCCCUCGCUGCUCUUCGAGGGCUUCGAGAGCCCCGCGCUGCCCACCGUGCCCCCUCCUCCGCCCCCGCCGUCCGGCCCCACCAUGCCCACGCAGCCGACCCAGCCCCCCGUCAGCGACCCCGGCCGGGGCGGCCGCAUCACCAACCAGCUGCAGUUCCUUCACAAGGCCAUGGUCAAGGCCCUGUGGCGCCACCACUUCGCCUGGCCCUUCCACCAGCCCGUGGACGCCGUGCGCCUCAACCUGCCGGACUACCAUAAGAUCAUCAAGCAGCCCAUGGAUCUGACGACCAUCAGGAAACGUCUAGAGAACAACUACUAUCGGAGUGCCAGCGAGUGCAUACAGGACUUCAACACUAUGUUCACCAACUGUUACAUCUAUAAUAAGCCCACUGACGACAUAGUGCUGAUGGCCCAGUCUCUGGAGAAGGCGUUCCUACAGAAGGUGGCCCAGAUGCCGGAGGAGGAGCUGGAGAUCGCCCCGCCGGCCCCCCGCAGCAGGCCCACCAAGUCGGGGAGAGGCCGCAAGGGACAGCGGGGCAUGCGCCACGGACACGCUCCGGGGGGCGUGAGCACAGCUCACCAGGUGCCGGCGGUGUCCCAGUCGGCCUACUCCUCGUCCUCGUCCCCCGACACGCCCGACUCGCGCUACCCCACCCCCCCACAGACGCUGCUCAGCAAGAGCCUCCCGCCGCCCACCGUGCUCACCAGCCACGGCGUCCUGGGCCUGCCCCCCCACACCCAGCCCACCGCUAAGAAGAAGGGCGUGAAGCGCAAGGCGGACACGACCACCCCGAGCACCAUGGCCUACCCCCCUCUCGCUCCGCCGCUCUCCCAGGCCCGCGUGGGCGGCAUGGGCAAGGGCCACGGGCUCACCCCGGACGCGCCGCUCUCGCUGGUGCCCGUCUCGGUGGCGGAGAUGCAGCCGGGCGGGGCGGCGCCCACGGGCGCCAAGAUGCUGGGCCGGCGCGGGGGCAGCGGGCGGCCCAUCAAGCCGCCGCGCAAGGACCUGCCGGACUCGGUGCGGCCGCCCCCCGGAGGCGCGCGGCGCCGGGCCAAGCUGAGCCAGCAGCUCAAGUACUGCAACGGCAUCCUGAAGGAGCUGCUCUCCAAGAAGCACGCCGCCUACGCCUGGCCCUUCUACAAGCCCGUGGACGUGUCCGCGCUCGGCCUGCACGACUACCACGACAUCAUCAAGUACCCCAUGGACCUCAGCCUCGUCAAGAGGAAGAUGGACGAGCGGGAGUACCGAGACGCGCAGCAGUUUGCCGUGGACAUCAGGCUCAUGUUCUCCAACUGUUACAAGUACAACCCGCCGGACCACGACGUGGUGGCCAUGGCGCGCAAGCUGCAGGAUGUGUUUGAGUUCCGCUACGCCAAGAUGCCGGACGAGGUCCUGGAGGAGGAGGACGAGGAUCUGGCCGCCAUGUCGGUGGGCCGCGGCAGCAUGGGCAUGCUGGGAAGGCACUCCUCCUCGUCUUCCUCAUCCUCCUCCUCGUCCUCCUCGUCGUCGGAGAGCGAGCCGAGCAGCGACAGCGAGAGCGAGAGCAGCCCCAGCUCCGACAGCGAGGAGGAGAGGGCCCAUCGCCUCGCCGAGCUACAGGACCAGGUCUGCACACAGCUGCGGGCGGUGCACGAGCAGCUGGCCGCGCUCUCCCAAGGCCCCAUCAUCAAGCCCAAGAAGAAGCGCGAGAAGAAGAAGGACAAGAAGAAGAAGAAGAAGGCUGACAAGCGCAAGGCCGGCCGCAAGAACCUGGAGGAGGAGCGGGAGAGGGAGCGGGAGAGGGAGAGGGAGAGAGAGCGGGAGCGUGAACGGGAGCGCGAGCGCGAGAGGCUGGAGCGCGAGCGCGAGAGGGUGGAGCGCGAGCGGCUGAAGGUGGCCAAGGCCGCCAAGAGCAAGUCCAGCCGGGCGGCCUCCUCCACACAGGGCAAGAAGGGGGCGGCCAAGAAGAGCAACAAGACCAAGCCCGCCAAGAAGGCCCAGGUUCCAGUGUACGCGAUGCCGCACUACGACUCGGAGGAGGAGGACGAGACCAGCCCCAUGUCGUACGACGAGAAGCGGCAGCUGAGCCUGGACAUCAACAAGCUGCCGGGCGAGAAGCUGGGCCGCGUGGUGCACAUCAUCCAGGCGCGCGAGCCCUCGCUGCGCGACACCAACCCCGAGGAGAUCGAGAUCGACUUCGAGACGCUCAAGCCGUCCACGCUGCGCGAGCUGGAGCGCUACGUCAUGACCUGCCUGCGCAAGAAGCCGCGCAAGCCCUACGUGGUGAAGAAGGCGGGCGGCGGGAAGUCCAAAGAGGAGCUAGCGCUGGAGAAGAGACGAGAGCUGGAGCGGCGGCUGCAGGACGUCAGCGGACAGCUCAACUCCGCCAAGAAACCUCAGAAGCCCAAGGUGGAGAAGCCCAGUGCGGCGGAACCCCACCCGGUGCCCUCUCGCCUCAGUGCCAGCAGCUCCAGCUCGGACUCUUCGUCCUCCUCGUCCUCUUCCUCCUCCUCCUCCGACACCAGCGACUCAGACUGAGCCCCCUCCCCCCCCCUUCCCUCCCUCCCUUACAGGAAAAGAGGCGCCGUGAACGUGGGAGGGAGGGAGAGCGAGAGUGGGGGGAGACGGACAGAACUCAGGGAGCAGACCAGGCUUGUUAGGAGGGAGGGUUCGGGGCAGCGGACUAAAGCGGCUACCCCACAGGGUGGGGCAGUUAGAGACGCAGCAUCUCCCCAGCUUCUGCAGAGGAGAUGGAACUACCCCCCCUAACACCCAAGUUACCCCCCUCUCCCCCCUGCCAUCGUGGCGGUGGGGUUCCUUUACCCGGAGGUCCUCACCUGGCAGCCCUGCCCUCUCGGUUUCUGUGUAAAUAGCUGUACAGAUUAUAAGGAAUAUAAUUUUCUUUCAUAAAGAAGCAUUUUAAGGAGCAGCCCAUAGUGGGAGUGGAGAAGAGAGGAGCGAAGAGGAGAGGAGAAGGAGAGAUGAGAAGGAGAGAUGAGAGAGGAGAGGAGAGGAGAGGAGAGAAGAGAGAGUGUGGUGGGGACAUCUGGACACUUGUUUUCUUCUGAGCUGUCAGUCAGCAGCUGGGAGACCCAAAAGAAUUCCUUUUUUCUUUUUUUUUGGUUUUGUUUUAUUUGCUUUACUUUCGUUUUUUCCUCCGUUUUUUUUCUCCCCCAGUGCUUACGAACCCCCCCCCCCAAAAAAAAAUAAGAUGCCUGUGCUGCAGGUUUCAAACACUAAGAGCAUCUCCGCUGGGCUCGAGCUUGUGAUGUUGCAUUGCUUUAGGUAGGACGGUCAUCCCUCUGGGGACACAGGAAGCCCUUGCUGGAGUGGUUGUAGUUGGCGGUCACUACAAUAAAAGCCUGAUGAACGUGAUGUCGGUGAGCUGGUGAAUUUCAUUUCAUGUCCGUUGUGAGUGGAGAGUUCACUUUUAGUUCACGAUGGGGGUCAUUUGAAAUCCAUAGCCUACGUCUUGUCCAUCAAUCGCCUCCAACAUUGUGUGACGCCUGAAAAUCUAAUCUCGUAUGAUUUUCCUGUCACAACCAUUCUGAAAUGGAAGUCUUCUGUGUGCUAGCAGUGACGUGUUUUAGCUUGUAUAUCUGUCCCCUGUGUGUGCAUCACUUUGCUCCAGCUAUUUGAUGUGUAUAAUAGACAAAGCUAUUCAUUUUUUUCUCUCCGUUGUUUUUUUCUCUGUCCUGUCAAUUUUUUUCUCUACCUGUUGAGAAGAAGAAUCUGCUAUUAGUUUUUUGUUUUGGGUUAUUUUUUCCAUCUUUGUCUGUUUUUUUGACUUGGCCUGUGAUGGCAGAAGCUAUUUUUUCUUUGUUGUUGUUGUUGUUUUCAUAAGACCACUCUCACACCUCACAUCUCUCUCUGAGCCACAGAUACGUCACCUGUGUCUGGGGGUCGGUACUGUAAAAAAAAAAAAAAAAAAAAGGAGGCGGAAAAAAAAGGUUGGAGUUGGAGACUCUAGCGUCAGCUUGCCUGAACUAGAGAGGAUGGUGCUAGUUUAUGCUUGAUUUUUAUGCUUGACUUGGCAAACUGUAUUAUUUGUACUAUGUUAACUCAGGACAAGACACAUUCAUUGCUAACGUAAUAGCAAGGACACAUGUACAGUAAAAAAAAAAAAAAGACUUCAGAACUGGUCUUCACGCCAUUCCUUGUAUAACAGUUGUACUGUAGAUCAUGUUUCUAUUUGUGUCUUCUAUUUUUGUUUUGUUUUUUUUCCCUCCCUUUUUCAGUGUAAAAAGAAAAAACAACAAAAAAAAUGUUAGACUAUCUGACUCUCCAUUGUUGAGUUUUUGGAUAUUGUACAACCUCGGUUAAUAUAGCUUCUGGCUGCAUCAACAAACAUCUCGUCUGUACAUAUUAAAAGAGAUUUUGUUCUUUAAAAAGCUUUUUUAUUUUCUUUGUUGUUGUCUGUUUUGGUAGUCAGAGGGUGUUUGGGCUUGAAUGUAAUAAGGCUGAUUUUCCUUCAAAUGCCAUUCAUAUUUAAUAGAACUCUGGGGUAUAAUUUACUGCUUGAUAUUCUGGGCCACUCUUAGACAUCCGAUAUAUAUCCCCCCUUACUUAUCUUCAGUGUUCUUUGUUUUUGCUCUUUCCUAUUUCGUUCCCAAAUAUUACCCUCCAUCGUACAGACUCUUCAGCCAACAGCAUGGUACAUCACCCACAGGAAUGGCAUAGACAAGUUUUGUAGAGUAAUAAACAGUCGUAAGCUCCCGA